AUGGCGGCGUACAUGAAAUUAAGCCUUGGGUCACUUGGAAUGCUUAUCUCUUCGACAGCAAUCGACAUGAAUUCUGAAGAUUGUAAAAGAGGAGAUACAGAAGUAGAAUUGGUUAAUAAUUGUUCGAGAGAAAAAAUAUGUAAAGUUUGUGGUGACAAAGCACUCGGUUAUAAUUUUAAUGCCAUAACAUGUGAAUCAUGCAAAGCAUUUUUCAGAAGGAAUGCCCUCAAAAAUAAGGAAUUCAAAUGUCCAUUUAAUAAAAAAUGCAUCAUUAAUCCGGUGACAAGAAGGUUUUGCCAAUUGUGCAGGCUCAUAAAAUGUUUUGAAAUAGGUAUGAGAAAGGAAUACAUAAUGUCGGAAGAUGAUAAAUUGGAAAAGCGUAAAAAAAUAGAAAAAAAUCGAGCAAUAAAAAGAUCAUCACCGGAUGUGAGAGGAAUGGAAACGUGUUCUUCGAUGGAACAACAACCCAAAGAAAAAUUAAUUAAAUUUAAAAUCGAAGAAGAAGAGAAUGUUUGCGACGAAGGAGAUGUGAUGAAAAAAUAUCAAAAUGAUAAAAAAAAAAUCGUUAAUAUUAAUUUAUUAAACAUGGCUUCCACGUCAAAGAAAACGUAUAAGAAAAAACAUUUCAAACAAUCCAACAUGGAAUCCGUACUUCCGUUUCCUUCCCCAAGUCUUCCGGAAUCAUCUUCCCCGGAAACCGUUACGGAAUCUAGAACUUGUAACGUAUUCAAUGAAGAAAAAAAAAAUUGUCUCGAUACAAACGAAUCGAGAUCCGUUGAAAUUUAUCAAAUAUCGAAAUCGAAAGGGGAAAGGAAAUCACCGGAAGUCGUAGAACACAAAAGAUUUUUAGAUUCGAACAUAAUUAAAAUUGUUUUGGAUUCGGAAUUUUCAAAACCGUCGGAAGUUUAUACAAAUUCGACGGUUAUAAGACAAAACGAUGAUGAGAGACAUUGUUUUUACAAGGAUAAAUUUUACGUCGGAAGUGAUUACAUGAUAACGGAAGCGGAUAUACUAGAACUUGCCAAAAACGAUGAAAAUUUUUUAAUGGAGUCUAAAAAAGGUGAUAAGAAAUUUUUAAUGAUAAGCAAAGAUUCGCUCAUACGAAGAAGAAAUACAAAAGAAAAAUCUUCUUCUUCUUCUUCUUCUUAUAAGAAAACAGUUCGAGAUAUGAUUUUACAUAGAAAUUGUGAUAAUAAUGAUGAUACGACUCCACUUUUAUCAUCGUUAAUGAAUCCAACGGCAUCUUCCGAAGAAAUUCAAAAUGGUUCCCUGACUAAAAACAUAGCAGAAGACAUAUUCAAAGACAUUCCAAGGCAAGUUUUCAAAUUUUUAAUCACGAUUUAUAUCCUCUCUGUCAAUGUUUAA
Pediculus humanus corporis (human body louse) is the source of this 1365-nucleotide messenger RNA. RefSeq names its product nuclear receptor nhr-48, putative. Gene Ontology annotation, molecular function: nuclear receptor activity; zinc ion binding; RNA polymerase II cis-regulatory region sequence-specific DNA binding. NCBI's taxonomy places the organism in Eukaryota, Metazoa, Arthropoda, Insecta, Psocodea, Pediculidae. The coding region runs from base 1 to 1365 and encodes 454 amino acids. Gene Ontology annotation, biological process: cell differentiation; positive regulation of transcription by RNA polymerase II; negative regulation of transcription by RNA polymerase II. The transcript has 3 exons. The record is from RefSeq and is a predicted model, not a curated record.